GGGUGGGGGAGCCGGGCCGCCGGCGCCUGCUCGGUCCCCUCCCACUCGCACGGCCCCUUCCUCCCUCCUCUCCCAGCUGCUUGCAUUUCCUGCCGCUCUGGCUCUCCUGGCCCUUAAAAGUUCUUCCCAACUUUUUCUCCCUGGAGCGCAGCGGACGUAGUCUCGGGGGCAGGUUGCUGUGUUUCUCCCUCAGUUCCCUCUUCUCCUCGCUCGGUUCCUCUGGGAGCAGCGGACACAAAGUGGCCGCUGGCGGUCCUUCCCCUCCCACCUCACCCAUCCUUCCCGGCCUUCUCGCGUCGGCCCCUCACCGGCGGGACAGAGCCGACCUUAGGUUUUUCUUAUUCUCCUUUGCUCCUUUCGCUGACUCCCGCGCCGGGAACGGAGCGGAAACCUCCCUCCCGUUUCGCCUCCUCCGGCUCCUUCCCUCCGCCCCUCCUCCGCCAGCCACUGGAAUCAAGUCCUUGGGGAAUUGCGGGCUCUGCCGCCACCGCGGAGGAAAGCCAUUCCACGCGGGACUCAGGGGCACCGACGGGGGCCAUGUAAGCAGCUAUAUUGCAGAGUGCCACGCUGGGCAUGGACUCCUUUUUCUGUAUUUGGAGGAGCACGGUUGGUAGUGUGACCACCCAGUCACGAACCUGCUGAAGACAUCUCGGGCGUGUGUGCCAAGAGAGGAAGGCGGCUUCCAAGGACCGCAUCGCCAUGCCUUUUGGUCUGAAGCUUCGCCGGACACGGCGCUAUAAUGUCCUGAGCAAAAACUGUUUUGUCACCCGGAUCCGCCUAUUGGACAGCAAUGUCAUCGAGUGCACGCUGUCAGUGGAAAGCACGGGGCAAGAGUGCCUGGAGGCUGUGGCCCAGAGGCUGGAGUUGCGAGAGACACACUACUUUGGCCUUUGGUUUCUCAGCAAGAGCCAGCAAGCACGAUGGGUGGAGCUGGAGAAACCUCUGAAGAAACAUCUGGACAAAUUUGCUAAUGAGCCUCUGCUUUUCUUUGGAGUCAUGUUCUAUGUGCCAAAUGUGUCAUGGCUUCAGCAAGAGGCCACAAGAUAUCAGUAUUACCUGCAAGUUAAAAAAGACGUGCUUGAAGGGCGAUUACGGUGUACAUUGGAACAGGUGAUUCGGCUAGCCGGUUUAGCUGUGCAAGCUGAUUUUGGAGACUAUAAUCAGUUUGAUUCUCAAGAUUUCCUCAGAGAAUAUGUGCUAUUUCCUAUGGAUUUGGCCCUGGAAGAGGCUGUUCUGGAGGAGCUGACACAGAAGGUAGCCCAGGAACACAAAGCCCACAGUGGAAUCCUGCCAGCAGAAGCUGAACUUAUGUACAUCAAUGAAGUGGAACGUCUGGAUGGGUUUGGACAGGAAAGCUUCCCUGUAAAGGACAAUCAUGGAAACGGUGUGCACCUUGGCAUUUUCUUUAUGGGGAUUUUCGUGAAAAACAGAAUUGGAAGACAAGCACUAAUAUACAGGUGGAAUGAUAUUGGGAAUAUCACUCAUAACAAGUCAACUAUUCUGGUGGAGCUCAUCAACAAGGAAGAGACUGCCCUCUUUCACACGGAUGAUAUUGAAAAUGCCAAAUAUAUUUCUCGGUUGUUUGCUACACGGCACAAGUUCUACAAACAAAACAAAAUCUGCACAGAACAAUCAAAUUCUCCACCUCCCAUCAGACGCCAGCCCACCUGGAGCCGCUCCUCCCUGCCCCGGCAGCAGCCAUACAUCUUGCCUCCUAUGCAUGUCCAGUGUGGAGAGCACUACUCAGAAACACACACUUCACAAGAUAGCAUUUUCCAUGGGAACGAAGAAGCCUUGUAUUGCAACUCUCACAACAGCUUGGACUUAAAUUAUUUAAAUGGCACCGUUACCAAUGGCAGUGUGUGUAGCAUUCACAGUGUCAACUCCCUCAACUGCUCCCAAAGUUUCAUCCAGGCGUCUCCCAUAUCCUCCAACCUCAGUAUCCCUGGGAGUGACAUCAUGCGGGCUGACUACAUCCCCAGCCACCGGCACAGUGCAAUCAUCGUUCCGUCUUAUAGGCCGACCCCUGAUUAUGAGACAGUGAUGCGGCAGAUGAAGAGGGGGAUCAUCCACACAGACAGCCAGAGCCAGUCUCUGAGAAACCUCAACAUCAUCAACACCCAUGCCUACAACCAGCCAGAGGAGCUGGUAUACAGCCAACCUGAGAUGCGGGAGAGACACCCCUACACUGUCCCUUAUGGACCACAGGGGGGCUACAGUAACAAACUCAUCAGUCCAUCUGACCACAUGAACCCAAAGAAUAACACCGUGCAGAGCAAGCCGGGGGCGAGCGCCAUCUCCCACACGGUGAGCACCCCAGAGUUGGCCAACAUGCAGCUCCAGGGCAACCAUAACUACAACGCGGCUCAUAUGCUCAAAAACUAUCUCUUCAGGCCACCGCCCCCCUAUCCGCGGCCCCGGCCUGCCACUAGCACCCCCGACCUCGCCAGCCACCGCCACAAGUAUGUCAGUGGCAGUAGCCCAGAUCUGGUGACCCGGAAGGUGCAGCUCUCGGUGAAGACCUUCCAAGAGGACAGCUCCCCGGUGGUGCACCAGUCUCUCCAGGAGGUGAGUGAGCCCCUCACAGCCACCAAGCACCAUGGCACAGUGAACAAGCGCCACAGCCUGGAGGUGAUGAACAGCAUGGUGCGAGGGAUGGAAGCGAUGACCCUGAAGUCGCUCAACCUCCCCAUGGCUCGCCGCAACACUCUCCGGGAGCAGGUGCCUCCAGAGGAGGGGCCAGGGAGCCACGAGGUUCACCAGCUUCCUCACUAUCACCACAAGAAGACCUUCUCUGAUGCCACCAUGCUGAUCCACAGCAGUGAGAGCGAGGAGGAGGAGGAGGCUCCAGAAUCGGUGCCGCAGAUCCCCAUGCUCCGAGAGAAGAUGGAGUACAGUGCCCAGCUCCAGGCUGCCUUAGCCCGGAUUCCAAACAAGCCCCCACCUGAGUACCCUGGACCAAGGAAAAGUGUUAGCAACGGGGCGCUGAGGCAAGACCAGGUCAGCCUACCUCCUGCCGUCGCCAGGGCCAGGGUGCUGAGGCACGGGCCAGCCAAAGCCAUCAGCGUCUCCCGGGCAGAUCAGCUGGCCGUCAACGGGUCCUCGCUCGGCCCUUCCAUCUCGGAGCCCGACCUGACAAGCGUGAAGGAACGGGUCAAAAAGGAGCCUGUGAAGGAAAGGCCUGUGUCUGAAAUGUUUUCCCUGGAGGAUAGCAUUAUAGAAAGAGAGAUGAUGAUUAGGAAUCUAGAGAAGCAGAAGAUGGCAGGCCUGGAGGCACAGAAGAGGCCACUGAUGUUGGCAGCAUUGAAUGGACUCUCAGUUGCUCGGGUCCCAGGGCGGGAGGAGCAUCGAACUGAUGCCACCCAAGUUCCCAUGGAUGAGAGGUUCAGAAGCCUGAAGAAGAAGCUCGAAGAGGGAAUGGUGUUCACAGAAUAUGAGCAAAUUCCAAAGAAAAAGGCUAAUGGCAUUUUCAGCACAGCAGCUCUCCCAGAAAAUGUGGAACGCAGCCGUAUCCGAGAAGUUGUUCCCUAUGAGGAGAAUCGAGUGGAGCUGAUCCCAACCAAAGAAAACAACACCGGUUAUAUCAAUGCCUCCCAUAUCAAGGUGGUGGUUGGUGGGGCAGAAUGGCACUACAUAGCCACGCAGGGGCCCCUGCCCCACACUUGCCACGACUUUUGGCAGAUGGUGUGGGAGCAGAGCGCGAACGUCAUCGCCAUGGUCACUGCAGAGGAGGAGGGUGGACGAACCAAGAGCCAUCGAUACUGGCCCAAACUGGGUUCUAAGCACAGCUCGGCCACCUAUGGCAAGUUCAAGGUCACCACAAAGUUCCGAACGGAUUCUGGUUGCUAUGCAACCACAGGCUUGAAGGUCAAGCACCUUUUAUCUGGACAAGAACGGACAGUGUGGCAUUUGCAAUACACUGACUGGCCAGAUCAUGGCUGCCCAGAGGAUGUCCAAGGAUUUUUGUCGUACUUGGAGGAGAUCCAGUCCGUGCGGCGCCAUACCAACAGCAUGUUGGAAGGCACCAAGAACCAGCACCCUCCCAUCAUCGUCCACUGCAGUGCUGGGGUGGGAAGGACCGGCGUGGUCAUUCUUUCUGAACUGAUGAUCUACUGUCUGGAGCAUAAUGAAAAGGUGGAAGUGCCCAUGAUGCUGAGGUUCCUCAGGGAGCAAAGGAUGUUCAUGAUCCAGACCAUUGCUCAAUACAAGUUUGUCUACCAGGUCCUCAUCCAGUUCCUCCAGAACUCCAGACUCAUUUAAUCUCUCCAGAUCCAGCUACUGGGACAAGGACCUAGUUCCAUCCUGCAGAUGCAGAGGCACCUCCAGACAACAGCUGCUCCCCCAGCAGGGUGAGGAUGGCUGGCAGCAGGCAGGUCAAGGAUUCUCUGAAGAAAGGAGCCAAGAUUAUUCAUAGACAAACAUCAUGUAUUAUUUUAUAUGAGAUAAUUUAUUUUUUUCCCUUUGGAAUAACUUUUGUGACUUGUAAUACAGUUUUCACAACACAGUGCUUUUCAUUUGAACCACAUUUUGACUGAUCUGCAUUGUAAUACAUGAGUAGAGAAGGUUGCCUAGUGGAUCAUUUUGGGGACAGAGGCAUAAGGGAACCCAUCUCUAGUGAAGCUACAGCCAGACCAUUGGUAACCAACCCUGAAAUUCAUCAGCCUAAUUGUUCAUGUCCAAAUCAAAGAUGGCAAGAAAAUGAAUUCAUCCCAAAAUGAAAAGGGCCACAACCCUUUCCUGAAGAGAAAGACUCUAUUCUCUAAUAUUUUUUUUGGCUUGUGAGCCUUGAUGGACAGUAGGUUUCCUUUCUUCUUCCUUUCUGUCCUCACCUUCAUUAGUUUCUGUGUGCACCCAGCUUGAGUUAAAGACAAGGACAGCCAGAGGAAAUGCUCCCUUUGUGGGUACAGGAAUUACAUCUUCCAGGCUGAACAAGGAACUCUGUGCUGUAUCUUUCUCAACCACCCCAGGUUCUGGGCUCUGGAGCCUGUGUUUCCCUGCUGGGGCUUGUACCCUGGGUAUUUGCCACUUCCCCCUCUUUGCUUGGUGGGUCCCAGUCUGAAGGUUGAGGCCCUGGUCCAGGCCAUGUGUUCAGUUAGGUCUCUUGCCUGCCUAAGAGGGGAUCAUGGGAAGAGAGACAGGCAGGGCUUGAUAAUUGUUCUUAUUUAAAGAUGAUGUUUGUGCUGGACGGGUACCUGAGGGUCAAGGUGCUGGGUGCAUUCUGUCUUCCCAUUGGUCAUGAGUCAUAGAAAGGUUAUGGAGGGAACAGGUGGGGAAGCUGACUUAGCACACCAAAGCAUGCUCCCCACUGCGCUGGUGAUCACCUCUAGGCUUUGGCCUGCAUGAGCAGAAUUAAUCCCAUUCAGGACCCUGUAGUCCAAAUCUUGGCCCACUUUAAAAAAGAUGUUGACAUUUCCCUCUCACAAAGUCCUUUGCUGCCUUCCUCGUCUCCAUAUAACGCAGAUCACUUCUGAGCUUGUCUCUUCCUUAUGACUUCAUUGGUCACUGUCCUUCUGAACUCCUUAGGUUAGUACGCAACAGAUCUUGUUCCACACAUUUUCCCUCUUGCUGAAUUUUUGGGAAUUUUCCUCUCUACUGUCUAGUUUUUCUUGAACACAACUUUUUUUUUUUUUUUAAUACAGUUUUAUUGAAAUAUAUUUACAUACCAUACAGUCAUCCAUGGUGUACUGAACACAACUUUUUAAUUGUGGUCUUGCUCUUAGAAUUUACCACUGCAGGUUUAUCAACCAGAAAGAGCAUGCCUUUAUGACUUCCUGUUGCCGCAUUCUGGUACUCGAGUAUGAAAUCAGGUUUCUUAUGAACCACUGUGGAAUGCAAAUCAACCCAGUCUCUCAACUGGCCAGGGGUUGUGGUGGUGGUACUCUGUGUUUAGAGUUAGAGUCCUUGGGGAUGGAAGGUUUCUUCUCUUCUUACUCCAGGUCUGAAGAGUUAGUCAAGCAGGCUAACUUCAGCUGGGCUUUGUAAAUUCCAGAAUUUUGGUGUACAUUCUGAAGAAAAACACGUAUUAAAUGUAUUUUCAAUGGAACAGAACUUUUAACCUUCACUAUCUGAAGCUCAGAACUUGAGUCACCAACAGGCAAAGAGGUGUGUGUCUACUUUCCUUAGAGAUUUUUCAUCCUUGGGGAACUCUGCUUUUAGGGGUGUUUUAACAAUUGGUCUGCAGUUACUGGUUUAUUGCAUGAUGAACAAAAUCAGUAUCUUUUGUCUCUGAAGUCCCAAGGAUAGCACUGUUAAAAUGUCUCACCCCGGCAGCAUGUAGAUCUGGUAUCUCUUUGAGCCCUUCACUUAGGGCUUCAUUUAAACCAGUUCACUGUUCUCACAUUAUACUAUACAUACUUUCAUGAAUGCACAAAAGGCAGGGAAGAAGUAGGUUUAAUAUUCAUUUUCCUAGCUAAACCAAAGGAAAACAUUUAAAAGCUAUUCCACAUAUUUCACUUUUAAAACAAAUGCUUUUGGUUCUUUAGCACAUUUUGCAUUCCUUUUCCCAUCUCCUGCAAAUGCCAACAUAUCUCCUGUUAAAUUAGCAGCAGCCAUUUGAAGUCCUUUCAGUGGCAUCUGCAUAAUAAUUGCCCAGAGAUGCUUUAUAUCUGGGAAGCAAGCCAAGGAAUAAACCUUGAAGCAAAGUGUAUUAAAUUAGUUAUCCAGUUAGAGCUUUUGGAAUGAUUUCCUGAUGAUGUAUCAAGUCUGAAGCUGGAGCUGUCGGAUUCUAUUGCUGCAGUUUGGAUUUGAAGGGAGAAAAUUAAAAAUGGAGGGGGUAAAAAAAAGAGUAUCUCACAAAACCAUCAAACACUUUCAGGCCUCUGAUUUUGGAGUCUUCUAGUUGAAAUAUUGUGUUUCUUUCAUCUGCACUCACUUGGAUACACUGACCUAAAGUGUUCAUCCUUGUUUACUGGAGUCCCUGCAUCAAGGGCCCGAGUUUGAUGUCUUCAUCCUUAGGUUGAGGAAGUGAUGAGACCUGCCAACAAAGCUGAGCAAUGCCCUGCUGGGCUUUAUUUGGUUUCAUUUGGUUUCUACUGGGACACCACCUUCUAGUAAGAGUCUCUGGGAGCAUUUACAGAUAGCAUUUAUAUUUAAACACACCUCUUUCCCUAGAGAAGAAAAAAGGGAGGUGUUAGCUGCAUUAGAGAGGAAUGUCAAACAUUGAUUUCUUUCUGAGAAUUAACAGGAAUGAGCUUCUCUGUGCAGUUGGAGGUGAAUAAGAUCAGGGAAGGUGAAGAUAUUUCCAUGGGGAAUGUUUGAGUAAUAAGCUUUUGAGAAGCUUCGAUUCAGAGAAUUUUACUUGUGCUUCCUCUGUGGUCCUGGGUGGAGAAGAAGAGCCAAUUUUUAGACUCUCCUGAAGCUGUCAUUGCUUGCUGAUGGUCACCUGGUUAUCUCUGGUCCCCUCGUCCAUCACCCUGGUUAGAGGACUCUGGGUGGCUACUACUAGGGGUUGGGGGGGGGUCCUGUGAAACUCAGCCACCUUUGCAUUUCUGUUAUAAACUCGGGUAGGUAAGUAUUUUCAUCCAGGGGACCACCUUUAUCUUUUACAGCUUAAUACAGCUAUAUCUCCUUUCCUGAGACCAGGUCUUCAUCCCAAACUAAAAGGAUCUGGCAUAAACUGAUUUCUUAGACUGGGUAAUUUAUUGGUCAUUGGUGUAGUAAAGGGAAGGAUGUGAAUCAGUGCCUACAGUUCAGCACUUCAGCCAGUCCUCCCAUUUAAAAAAUAAAUUCAAGGACAUUUAGAAAACAGGAGAGCUAGAGCUGGUAUCUGUGUAGAAAGUCACGGUUCCUUCUGCCACAUUUUGGACCACCAGGAUCAUUCUUUCCAAAAGUGUCAUAAGCUUUCCCCACAAAUGGAGAGAGGAGAGAGGGACUUUAGAUCAGCCCUGGAGAUGCUGUCGAAAAGUUCACUGAUUCUUGGUUUUCCCUAUCUCCUUUCUGUACUGUCAGAGUGGUGCAAACUAUGAAGCAGAAUCCCUGGGCAACACUGUGUUGCUUGCAUUGGGUUCUGUUUUCACUCUUACUUAAUUUUUUUAACUGGGCCCUCACUGUUGAGACAGAGCUUGAUGAAUGUCAUAGAUUCUGGUUUGGGGGAUAUCAGAUUUCCCUGGUUUGGCUGCUCAAGAUCAAGAGCACCAUCUCCCCUUGCUUGCUGCUGACAGUCCAUCCCUCGCCUGCAACCUUGCACAUCCACACGGCUCCCAGGGUUAGCAAUCCCAGCUCUUGGGUAUCCUGACUCCUGAGGUCCCAGGGGUGCUGCAGAGCACAUUACCCGUUACGGCAAGUCGUGUCUGUCAUGGGGGCAGAAGUGACACAGUGAUUGAGUCGUCCCUUGUCUCACUGGGGACAUGGGCAGGACUGUUUUGUCGUGGCACCACUUCAUUCAAAGAGCAUUUUAGGACUAGGAUGACCCUGCAUUUUUUCAUCUGCUUUGUGGGUCAACUCUCAACAAUAUGCUUUUUCUUUGUUACCUACCCCCUUUUUUGUUACCUACCCCCUUUUUAGCUACAAAAUAGUUACAUCUAUUUUUAGAGAAUCAGUGUCUUAAACUUCUCCAAAAUAUGAGAUUAGAAAAUCUUAUUUUAAUGGAAAAGCUUAUAAAGUUUCAAGUAAUAAGAUCUGGAAAAUGAAAAUUACCAGAAUGAAAAUAAUGAGAUCACUGCCAGCAACAGGGAAACCGGCCUUGCCCACCGUUUUGUUCCCUUGAUGCUAGAUACUAUCACUCAGUAUUGGAAGAAAUGAAAGAAAAGAUGUAUUAUCCCUACUCUUUAAAACAGUUACUGCAGCACUAUUGAAUAUGAUAGACGAGACCAUCCAGAAUCACAGUGGUCACAUUUGGUGUGGUGACUGAAGUAGUCAGACUAAUGUGUUUCUGGCUUCUUCCUGCUAAACUGGCCAAUCUGGGCUCCCCAGGAACGUUUACAAGUUGUCUUGUAGUCAUUUCUCAGUUCCCUAUGGAGCGGUAGGAUAAACUGUUUAUCCAGGCUGUAGGUUAUUCUCUUCUUUCUUCCUCUCCCUCCUUGCUUCAGGGAAAUGCAGAUGCCAUCUCACCUGACAGAAGGUUUCAAAAACCUUUUUUUCAGAGAAAGCUGAAAAGAUCACACUGGGAUCUUUUUUUUGCCUUGGGUGUAAACUUUUGCUAAAAUCUCAGGAAACCUGCUUUGAGUUUAGCCAGGGUGGCUCUCAAAUCAGCACUGCCCAGCAGUCUCAGGGGCCUCCCAAUUGCAGUAUUAGCUAAUCAAUACCUUCAGCAUAGAACUAUAAGCUUCUAGUUCAGGGCCAUGUUUUUCAACCUGAACAUUGUAAAAGUUGAUUGCAAUUUCCUUUGACUGAUUUUCUUGCCACUGUUUGGAAUCUUAAAACCCAUUAUGACCUUAUCCUUCCAGAACUAAGUUUUCUUUUCAUCAGAGAUGAUUUCCUAUAUAUGUCCUUUGUUCCUUCAAUAGUCAACUAACCUGCUUGAGGAUACUUAAAUCGGCAGGGGAAAAGGGAGGUUUACAUAUGCAGAUGACUAUUAAAUGUAUAACCUCCAUAACUUGUGUAAUAUCAGAUAACAGGCUAAAUCUAGUUUGUUUCAGUGGACUAUCAUGUUCUACUUAAUUCAGUAUUUUGAUAUUUUCCUUGGUCUGUUUUCUAUACAAUGUGAAUUGUCAUAUAAUUCAAAACAAUUGACAUUUAAUAGGUUUUUUAUUUUGUAACAAUGUACAGACAGGUCCCCAACUUAGAAACCAGUUCUUAAGGUUCUUUGGUCAAGCCACAAAAACCUAACAAUUUACAACACAGCCGGAAAGGUUUGGCUGAAACACAGGGCUGCCUCAGCCAGCUCUGGCUGGCUUUUGUGGGCUGACGUGGGAAUUUAAGUUGCACCUAUUACACUGUUGCCGUUAAGAAAUGCAUUCCAGGUUGGGGCUUAGGAUCCCGAGAACAUGCUCUCCCUAUGGCAGCCACUUGCUACCUUGCAAGAUCAACGCUCUGUCUCCACCACCAAACUACAGUUGAAAGGGGGAGAGGGGCAGAAAAAGUUUAUAGGACAUUCCCUAGGUUAGGGUGUGAUUUUACCAAUAUCCAUGGCAACUUUACUUUGGUCUAAACUCCCUGUCAAUUUAAUAAUAUUAAAAGCCUUAAAUAAAACUAUGCAUGCUAUUCUAUGCUAUUUUAUAUCAGUAAAUAAGCUUAUGCUUGCCAGUUUUAUAUACAAUUAUUGGCUAUAUAAAACUGACUUUUGACAGUAUUUUUUGCACUGUUUCUUACCUGUUUUUAUAAAGUCUUAUUUAGAUAUUGGUCUUAGUUGUAUAUUGUUUAUGUUCUCACUGCCCUUGUUAUUGCUGUAAAAUGUUUCAUAUGUGCCUUUACAAAUGUGAGAUCUUUAUUCUAACCUUUUUUGUAAAAGAUAUCUAUUGAUUUCCAUAUGCAAUAAACCAUUUUUUUUUUGCAG
Messenger RNA from Choloepus didactylus (southern two-toed sloth), 10432 nucleotides. It is a transcript of the gene PTPN14, whose product is annotated as protein tyrosine phosphatase non-receptor type 14. Gene Ontology annotation, biological process: protein dephosphorylation; lymphangiogenesis. The record is from RefSeq and is a predicted model, not a curated record. Gene Ontology annotation, molecular function: protein tyrosine phosphatase activity. Gene Ontology annotation, cellular component: cytoskeleton. Lineage: Eukaryota; Metazoa; Chordata; Mammalia; Pilosa; Megalonychidae. The transcript has 19 exons. Bases 700 to 4260 code for a protein of 1186 amino acids.